Messenger RNA from Pelobates cultripes (western spadefoot toad), 32768 nucleotides. NCBI's taxonomy places the organism in Eukaryota, Metazoa, Chordata, Amphibia, Anura, Pelobatidae. The record is from the annotation of a GenBank genome assembly.
AUGGCAUCGUUUGUGCUGCUUGACCUGCUGUCUCUGAAAAAUGUCUAUCAGCUGUGUCAAUGGGCAGCCUGGCUGUGUGCCUUGUUUGUACUGUUCACAGCUACCAAACUUUAUCUGAGGCGGAGGGAACUGAUUGCUGUGUUUAGACAUUUCCCUGGUCCCAGCCGUCACUGGCUCUAUGGCAAUGCACAUGAGGUAAGAACAAUAUUCCUCAAAAUGAAAUGGACACAAGUCAUAGUGUGUUACUGAAUCUACGGAGCCGCCUGUGACAAGCACUAUGAGCAAUUGUCCCCUCUGUUAUCUUUGCACAAGAUAAUACAUAAAUUGAAGUUAGAAUUUAUUUUAGUGUUUGCUUUUUUCAAGAAACCAAUUUCAUUUUUUUAAUUUUUAUUAUUUACAUCAUACGUAAGUUUAUCCUAAAGAGAAGAUGUUGCCAGUAACUGGAAGUCAUGCGGCGUUAAGUGUGUUUUAUAAUCCCACUGCCAUUUAUUUAUUUCAUAAAUAAAGCAUUAUUUUGUGGAAUACUGGGAGGGAGAGGGUUAAUGCUGGGGUGGGGAGGAUACUGGGAGUUAAAGCACAGUUAAAGCCACGCAGAACUUAAAAAAAAAAAAUUUCAAUCUGAGUUUCUCACACUAUUUGAGAUUUAUGAAUUAUGGUUGAACAGACAUAAAGCGCAAAUUACAGUUUUUGUUCACGUUUUGUUUUGAUCACAACUUUGGCUCCGUCCUUAAGGGGUUAAUGGAUGCUAUCACCUAAUCUAUUCUACAAAUAAAAUAUUAAAUGAGUUUGUUUUCACGUUUGUCUGCAAAAAGCAUGUGAUUUCAUUAACUAUUUCACACUGUAUGACACCAGUGCCAGAUAUUUUAGCCCAUACGGCGAUUCUGACAAAGUGCUUUUUUGCUUGGCAGCCCUGAUUGGCUGACUCGCAGGUAGUGAUUAGUGAUACCCAUUAACAUACCUCCCGUCCAGCCCAAUAUAAUAUCCCCCCAAUACAUAGCAUGUCUCCCAGUGUAGUUAUCUGUCAACCAGCACAUAAAAUGUGGGACAAAACAAUUAAAUUAGAAAUAUAAAAACAAGGUUAAAAUACCUCAGCUAACCUGGUCCUCAGUUUGUGAGUUGCUUGGAAACUGCUGUACAACUUUUAGUGACAUUUAGUGAAUAGACCUCUAUAGAUUAGACACAUGUCUCUAGAAUUUCCCAAGUGGAAUCAUAUAGCUUAAGGUGUAUGAUACAACCAUUAUGAUGUUUGUUAAUGAUCAGCUUACUUAGUAAUUCCAUUCAGGACAAAGUGCUGAACAUGUUAUUCUGUUAAUCAAUUUUCAGUACAAAACUCUGCCGCUGGAGGUAUAACUGCACCUCUGGCAGCAUCAUUUGGGUGUCAUCGACCAAUCUAGAAACAAGUGUUCUGGGCUGGCUUAUGUCAAUUCUGUGGAAAUUUCAUUGCACAAAAUGUCAACCAUUGACAGAGUCAGCUGACGGUCUCAGGCAAUGAAUGGCGACGCCAUCGGCUUCCAGCUGUGAACCUUUAGAGUCCAGAAAACCGUUACUAAUUGCUUUUUCCAAUUACCAGGUAACCGGACCAGGUUACUUCUCACAAUUCAUAACCAUUACAGCCGGCUGGAGUGACUGGUUACAAUGUUUGGAGUAUCCCUUUAAAACCUUUAAAACAACAAGGUUAUUAGCAACGUAAUCAUACAUUGAGCUGUAGAGGUUAUAUUGCUUACAGUAACGUACCCCUUUAAAAUUAGGGUGUGAAAAUUCAUGAACACGUACAUAGUGUGCCUUAUGUAACAAAAUCCUGUGCAUAGACAAGUAUGUAAUGACUAUAAGGAGAAUGAAUAGGUAGGCGGGUACCGACUAUAAAUAGAAACUUUUUAUUGUUCAAAGCAAAUAUGUUCACCUGUCAUGAUAGCACGGACGUGUACUGAGCUGAUAAUCAACCAGCAAUAUCUGUACAAAAUGGUCAUGUUGAGAAAAACAGAAAAGUCUGGAAAGUAGCUAGAUGGGUGUUUUUUUGUUUUUCUUUUUAUUCUUUAUAUUGGUUUGUGCAUAGAAUUACAAGUCGGCGUACUGUGCCACAACAUUAAUUUAAAGUUUUGUAGAAUACGUAUUAUAACAUUAACAUGACUGUGUAAUAAUUCUGCACAUUGUAUAGUAUAACUUAGCAAGAGCCGGGUCUCCAGGGCUGGUUUUGGAACACUGUGUCAUUAGACUGCCAUAUUAGAGUAGCCCUUGCACUCUAACUUGAGAAGAGUUGGAGUUGGAACGAGAGUAAGAAAAGGGAAAUAGGCUGAGUGAAAUAAGUGAUAUCCCUCAACAGAGUGUUGGUACCACACCGAUCGCCACCACACCGACCACCUGAUGCAAGUGUUCCGCCAUCUUCUAGCCGAGUGUGAUUGGUUUUGAUCCCUCUGUUCUGUCUCCAGUGUGGGUGACCAGAACUGGAGGAGCCACGUGUUGCAGCCGAUCUGCAGGCUUUAUCCUGAGGGAGUCUAAGGUGAGCUUCAGCCGCGUCUGCCACAGCCCUGGGGAGAUGUUAUCUUGCAGGGAGGGAAACUCAGCUGCCUCUCUGAAGCAUUUUGCUUGAGUCACGGCUUCUGCCAUUUUAUUGGAGACUCCUGGUCGAUUCUGCAGGCUGAUGGAUCGUGUUAAUGGUGGGGGCCACAGGGUGUGGACUGGGAUCACAUCUGCCAGUCCACAGCGGGUGGGACAGGGCCAGGUUCAAAUAGUGUCGGGAGUCUUGCUGGGUACAGUCGGGCAGGAUAACAGGGUAGCGGCCAUCCACUCCACUCACCGCCCGAGCAGGUGUCAUCUGGGUAGACAAAGGAUGGCCCUCCAAGGGACUAAAACACUCCUUGCAAGCCUCUCCUUGGAGCCAGUACUCCCUUGUGUAUGGGACCCCAGCUUCUAGUCUCCAGGUGGGUGAGAGAUCAGCUUUAAUGGGCUUAAAAUUCAAAAGAUUGCCCCCCGUGUUUUUUAUUUUAUUGAUUUUUCUUUUUUUUAAUCUAAAUAAAUAUAGUUAACUGCCAUUUCAUUAACUUAAACAUAAGUGAACAGUAGAACACUCCAUUUUUUCACAGUUUUUUCUUUCGAAAUUUUUGAACAGAUUACAGAUGCUUAAAAAAGUUAUCUAUAGAAAUCAUACAAAUAUAGAAUAUAGAAAUAAAUACAUUUGAGAGCGAGCGUUUUAAGAGGAGUUUUACGAAUUGCCCCAAAAUCACACAAUAACAUUACUUGUCCGAAAUACACACAUUAGCUCUAUAUAUUGUUUACAUUACAUGAUUUUAUUUUUUAAUUUGUGUUAAUGGAUAAUUUUCCAUUUUUGUUACAGCAGCUCCAAGACAUGAAAUGUAGGGAGUAGGCUUGUGCACAACACCAAAAACCUGGUUUGUCUCAAAAAAUAAGUCAUUUGAAAAAAAAAUUGGUUAAGGCAAAUCAGUUUCUGUCCAUGUGGCUUUUCGAUUUGGACAAAUCAAAAUGGUGUGAAAAUGCGUCUGUCGGUUUACUGCGAAAUAUAUACAUAAUAUUUAUUAAUAUACUGCUAAAAAAAAUGUAAUAUUUAUAUUAUGUAUAAAUUUUGCAGUUCCCUGAUAAAUGCAUUUUGCCCCAUUUGGUUCACAGAUUUAGUGAGAAGAAGUCACAAAUAAAAGGGAGAAAAGAGAUUGGGCAGUGAAAAAAAUCUAUAAUUAGUCUGCUCCUCUCACAAUAAUAAUGUCUCAAUGUUUCUGUCUCCCCUGCUCCUCUCUCAAUAAUGAUGUCUGUCUCCUCUGCUCCUCUCUCAAUAAUAAUAUCUCAAUGUUUCUGUUUCCUCUGCUCCUCUUUCAAUAAAAAUGUCUUAAUGUUUCUGUCUCAUCUUCUCCUCUCUCAAUACUAAUGUCUCAAUGUUUCUGUCUCCUCUGCUCCCCUCUCAAUAAUAACUGCUUGAUCCAAAGAUAAAUCUGACUGCCAUUCUGGGGUCAAGAAGGAAUUUUUUUCCUAGCUUGUUGCAAAAUUGUGCUUCAAACUAGGUUUUUUUUUUGCCUUCUUUUGGAUCACCGUAAAAAACAUGUGAGGUAGGCUGAACUUGAUGGACGCAAGUCUCUUUUCAGCUAUGUAACUAUGUAACUAAGUAACUAAUAAUGUCUCAAUGUUUCUGUCUACUCUACCCCACUCUCAAUAAUAAUAAUAAUGUCUCAAUGUUUCUGUCUCCUCUGCCCCUCUCUCAAUAAUAAUAUCUCAAUGUUUCUGUCUCCUCUAUCCCUCUCUCAAUAAUAAUGUCUCAAUGUUUCUGUCUCCUCUGUCCCUCUCUCAAUAAUAAUAUCUCAAUGUUUCUGUCUCCUCUGCUCCUCUCUUAAUAAUAUAUCAAUGUUUCUGUCUCCUCUGCUCCUCUCUCAAUAAUAAUGUCUCAAUGUUUCUGUCUCCUCUGUCCCUCUCUCAAUAAUAAUGUCUCAAUGUUCCUGUCUCCUCUGAUCCUCUCAAUAAUAAUGUCUCAAUGUUUCUGUCUCCUCUGUCCCUCUCUCAAUAAUAAUGUCUCAAUGUUUCUGUCUCCUCUGCUCCUCUCUCAAUAAUAAUAUCUCAAUGUUCCUGUCUCCUCUGAUCCUCUCAAUAAUAAUGUCUCAAUAUUUCUGUCUCCUCUGCUCUUCUCUCAAUAAUAAUGUCUCAAUGUUUCUGUCUCCUCUGCUCCUCUCUCAAUAAUAUCUCAAUGUUUCUGUCUCCUCUGCUCCUCUCUCAAUAAUAAUGUCUCAAUGUUUCUGUCUCCUCUGCUCCUGUCCCAUUCUGUCAUUAUUAGGGCAAGGCCAGAUUAAAAUGGCAGCAGCUGUAGCACCUACUAAUUUCAAGUAGGCCGGGAGGUACAAGUCUCAUUGCUGCGCUGAGAUUAAGGGCCUGAAGCUCAUGGUGUUACUCAAACAAUACAAUACUGGAAACAAUGUAUUUAUGAUGUCACACACCAUGCAGCUCAGAAUUCGCAAAAAAACAUAACCUACUUAUUAAGAUAAAGAGCAAAUUAUAAAGGGAUUUUUUUGUUUUUGUUUGGAGGGUGCGUGGUUCUUGUCCGAGUUGAGAUGUUUUUGAAUAUAGGUUUUCCAUGUGCUUAAGCACCUUUAUCUACAGUCUUUAUAUCCUUUCUAUGCAGACAGUGAGGAGAAUGAAGGCGAUAACCGCAAGGCUAACAUAGAGUUAAAUCUGGAAUUUGCUGAGAGAGAUGUAGAGCUUUCAGGUGGAAUAAUUUUACAGUAGAAACAGAAUGCACCCCGAAUUGUAGAGACAGGACGAGCAGUAUCUGUAAUGGGCAUGUAUUGUGGAUGUAAUCCAGUUUCGGGUGAAAACAGUAUACUUAUAGGGAGGGUUACGAAAGAUCAAAAAGCAAAAUUUUACUACAGAUAAACAGUUACACUGUGUGCAAAUUCAAUAGGGCUGUGGAUUUCCAGAGCCUUAUCAUAACAACCAUCACUGGAAAUCAUCGAAUACUACACAAUAUGCUCUAUUAAAAUACACAAUACAUUUUUUUGUUUAUUUAAAAAACAUUACGUAACAUUUUACAAUGUAACAAAAGGCAAAUUCCAAUAUUACAAGGAAGCCAGAUCAGUUCAUUACACACUGACUGUGCUUCAAGGUCAGUGUUGGCGCCGUAGACAAUGCAUUGUGGGCAGCUACUGGGAGCCUGGCAGAUAUAAUGUGUAUACUCUGACCAAAUGGUGGCAACGAGAGUAGGGUUGGGAUCCAGAUUAGGGACUAAUGCAGCACUCUCACUGUUUACAAACUCAUUAUUAUUAUUGCUUUAAUUUAUAUAGUGCCAAUAUAAUUAUAAAAUGGGGAUAUUUGACAACAAGCUAUUUAUAUACAGAGUAUAACAGACAAGAGGUGAAGAAGGCCCUGCUCAAAUGAAUUUAAAGUCUAUGAAGAAGGGGUAAAGACAUAACAGCAUGUCAGAUGGUUGGAAAGAUUGAUGGAUGAGAUACCUGUAGUGAGAUAAGCUGGAGAGAGUGAGCCGGGGUAUGGAGGCGAGGGAACUAAUGAGGGCAGUGAAAUGAAAGAAACGUCACCCAGGAAGAUGGUAAACUUUCCUAACGAGGUGUGUUUUCAGUGGCUUCUUAAAGAACUGGAGUCUAGGGGAGAGUCUGAUGGCACGGGGUAGUGAAUUCUUACGGAAUGGGGAAGCUUUAGAAAAAUCUUGCUGAUGAGAGUUGGCAGUGAGGGAAUGAGUAGAUGCCAGCAGAAGGAAACUUUCUGGGUGAAAUUAAUGAAAAGGGGUAGUUUGUUGAGUAAAUAGGAAAUAUAGUUAGGAGUAGAGGUAGUGAGGGCUUUGUAGGCUAGUGAUAGCAGCUUGCAUUGGACCCUGAAGGGUAAAGGAAGCCAAUGUAAUGAUUGGCAAAGGGGUGAGAUGUUGGAGUAGAGGUCAGUAAAUAAGAUGAGCUUGGCUGCGGCAUUCAUUAUAGACUAACGAGAGGCAAUGCGGGUAUUUGGAAGGCCGAUGAGUAGUGAGUUGCAAUAGUUAGUUAGCUUUAUAGCAUUCUCCCAAUUCCUCAAUUGUUUACAAUUUGGACAAUCGUGAUUCGUUUAAAACCCGAAUACAGUACACAAGUUUAGUAGGGAGUUUCAUCUUCAGUCAAUGCCAUUAAUUCAUCUCCUCUCCCAAUAAUAAUCUAUGUUUCUGUCUCCUCUGCUCCUAUCUCAAUAAUAAUAAUACAUUUUUUCUCUUUAACUCCUCUUCCAUUAUGUCAUUAUUAGGACAGUGCCAGAUUAAAAUGGCAGCAAGUCCAUGUCGACCAAGUAAAAAUUGGUGAAUAUAUUUAUUCUCCAUAGCAAUAUGAGUUCAAAGAUGCAGAGUCUGUAGUGGGGAUUUAUCAAGGCAAAACAGUGGCUUUUCUGGACAGAAGGGCUGGAUGGUGAGAUACAGUAUACAGAAAUCUAUUGUAAAUUUCUCGUUUAGUAUGUUGACCCCAGAGAAGCACCUUUUUAAUUGAUCAGUAUUCCCUGUAAUUACUUCCUACCGAUCUAUGAAAGGAAAACGUAUAGAUAUAGAUAAUGACCAUAAAAAGUUCAAAACUUUUGUUGUAAUCGCAUACACUAAAUUUGACUGAACCGAAAUGCCACAUGGAUGAAAACCGAUUCACCUGGAACAAAAUAGUUUUGGGACGAAUCGUUUCAGACAGACUGAAAUUUAUGCACGUGCACAAGUCUAAUACUUGGCAUGGAUAAAUAGAUUACACAACAGCCAAUAAACUGUGUUUAUCUUUCACAUGAAUUUACAAUAACUUAUAUUACAAAAUUUAUGUAAUUACUUCAGCUAUGAGAAUCAUUUUAUGUUAAUAAUGUCCUUCCAACUUCAAAACAGCUUAUUCAUUAAUAUAAAAUUUAGAACAAACCAAUUCAUUCCUCAAAUACAGUUUCCAGGUCUGCUAUUUUUGUUUAGCCUUUUGACUUGACUACCAGUUUAUUUCUAAGUCUAAGUGAAUGGAGUGUGUACUUUGAUUUAGGACUGCAGAGGGCAAGUGUGUUCAUCUUGAUAACACAUAUCUCUUAUUGACUAUCUAUACAGCAGCCCGUGGGUUGGCUCGCUUUUGAAUCAGCAGUAACAUUGUAGGUGAAAGGUGUUUUAGGGCAGGAUCACAACUGACAGUGGUGUGUUACUGUUUUCUAAACAUAUUAAUAUCUGUUACUAAAAUAUUUCUUGAUUAUCUAUGUUGUGAAUCAUAUGUUCACAUUUUUGAAUUCCGUAAUCCUUGAGCACAAAGCAAGAGGAGGCAAGUGUCCCCUGGAAUUUUCCUGUUAAUUAAAAUUAAGUUAGUGUUAAGGGUGGCAGAAAGUACACUGCCAGGCAGCUAUUGAUAUUUGCAGAUCCCACCAUAAGCUCAGCCCCUUUCCCAAAAUGGAUGUCAGAAAAGUGGAUCAUGAGAUAGUCUCAGUCUGCAGUUCCUCUACAGACACGCCCCAACCCCCACACACACAAUUACUGACAAAGCAUACACAAAAUACAUUCAGUACUAAAAAAAGCCCCAGGAGGGUGGAAAUUAAUUCUGUCCCUGGUGGCUAGCGGCUGCUGCUGGGCUGGGAUCUCUGUGCUCUUCCAGCACACGUCUCUCUUGCGCCCAGCAGUGAUGCUGGGAUGACGUUAUAUCUCAACAGCCAGCUCACUGCAGGGCGCACAAGGGAGCUGUCCAGGAGAAGCACAGUAUGUAAUGGGCUCCUUACCUCCCUCAUCGCCCGGCAGCACAGACGACAACCGGGCUAAAUUUAAAGGAAUAUGUACUGUGAGCAUUACCUUCCCAAAUAUUCCAAUUCAGUUUUAGUUGGUCAUUUAUGGGUGAUAGUUGCCUUAGUGCUAAUUCAUAACGUCUGUUGUCAAUAAUUAAAUAUAAAAGGUCCUUAAGAGAUGGAACUUUGGUUGUUUUCCAAAAUCUGACUAUGUAGCUGUAAUUAAAAUGUGUCCAAUCAUAAUUUUGUGUAUUUAAAAUAUAUUUUAUGGGAAUCCCUUGAACAGGCAUAGCCUCUGGUGACAAUGUCCUAUUAAAGGAUUUUAAGCAUGCGUGGGAUAGGCAUAAGGCUAUCCUAACUAUAAGAUAAGGCCAGGGACUAAUGAAAGUAUUUAGAAAAUUGGGCAGACUAGAUGGGCCGAAUGGUUCUUAUCUGACGUCACAUUCUAUGUUUCUAUGUUUCUAUUAAAUUAAAUAUGUUCAACCAGUCCUCUAGGUCAUAUUUUUGUUUUAAAUCUAUUUCCCACGCCAACAUGAUAUCCUUUUAAGCAUUAGGCCUGGAAGAAAUACAUGAAUAACACAAAGAGAUGGAACGCUUCCUUCCUGGAUCACAAAGAUAUGUGUUUUGCAAAUCGGAGUUUUCUAAUUUAAUGUAUUAAAAAUCUCAAAACAUGAGAUGGAAAGAGAUAGAAUUGUACUCUGCAAUACCUGAGUUUUCUAGUUCAUAUUUUACUUUUAAUUUGCCAAUUUAAUUAAUUUGUUAAGAACAUUAGGGAAUUACCGAUAAAAACCAUCAUCUAAACGAACUAUGGAGUAUGAAUACCAAAAAGCAAAGUCAAGCUGCAAUUGGUAUAUUUUAAUACCAAUAAUGGCAUGGCUCUAGACCAAUUAGUAGAUGUUCUGAUUUUACAAAACACUACAUCCCAGGAUUUUAAGGUAAUCUUAGUGGAGGGAAACUCUUUGGGCAUUUGGAAGAGGAUAACCAUAAACGUUCCUUAAGUGAAUGGGGGGUGGGUUUUUUUUUUCCUAUUUCCAUUUCUAGCCUUUUAGGUUGAUGUCCAAAUUAAAUUUGAGAACAGAUGCUGCCUUUGUAGCGUAGUUAUAGUUUUUACAAUCUGGGAUCCCUAAACCUCCAAUAACUUUAACGUGCGAUAAUUUAAUUAUUUUUUUUAAAUAUAUUUUUCUAUUAGAGAAAAGACAGCUAAAGGGAUUGCUCUCAGAAAACAAAGAAUUUUAGGAAGGGUGGUCAUCUUAAUGAAAUUCAAUCUACCUAAUCAUGAAAUUUCUAAAUUACACCACCUGUCCGUUUCGUGUUUAAGAUCCGGCCAUAUUUUUGCCAGCUGGUAUUCCUGCAUCCUAGCCAGGUUCUUGCUUAGACUGGUACCCAAGUAUGCAAUAUGGGAGUCCCUCCGACCAAAACAAUGAUUAUUCUCCAAUUCUACCAAGGCAGGCCAUGGAAUGUGAAAUGGCAGUGCCUGGGUCUUAUGCAAUUUUAACCUGUACCACGACACUUCACCAUAUUGUUGCAAUAUUAAAAGCAAUGAUUUCAUCAAAGUUUUGGGAUUUUUUUAAUGAUAACAUAAUAUUAUCUGCAAACAACCUCAUUUUAUAUAGAUCUUAUUUUUAAUUCUGAUGCCCUCUAUUUUAAAAGUUAUUCUAAAUAAUUCAGACCCCUUUUAUCGUUUCACAUUGUCCAGCAAGUUCAGGUAAGUCAUAGAAUGGAAACAAAAAGGAAAAUAAGUAAAAAAAAAAAAAAUGUCCAUUCAAUCAGGUUGAGACUCGGGAUCUAACUGUAAGUGAAAAUGUUCAAUACUUAUAAAACUUUCAUGGACACUACACUGUUACUUUUCUUAUUUUGCCAAGUUUUCAUUGAGGUUUAGAACAGUACAGAAGAUCAGUUCAACAUUCCAUAAACCGUUUACUGGACAUGUUCAUGCAUUUAACUUGUUCUCUACAUCAAUCGCAUAUCAAUGGUUUUAGGAGUUUUAUAUGUUAGUACUUUUCGUCUUCACAUCAAUUCGAAAUGAAACCAUAUCGAUUCACAGAGAGAAUGUAUUUCUUUUAACAUUAUGUUUGUGCGACAUAUUACUUCGCCUUCAUCCAAAAUGUGUCCAGUAUUUAAACAAAAAUAAUGGAAUGCCGUUACCUUUGUAAUCACCAUAUAUCAUUCUUUUCAUUAAAUUGUAUCAUACAGUUCCGUCAGGAUGGGAAGGAUUUGGACAAUGUCGUUGAACAUAGUGAAAAAUUUUCAAAUGCUUACCCAAUGUGGCUAGGAAACUUCUUCGCUUCUCUCAUUGUUUAUGAUCCUGACUAUGCAAAGGCCAUUUUGUCAAGGCAAGGUGAGAACCAGCAAUGCCUUCUCCUAAUAUUAUAUAUAAUAUUACUCCCAACAGUGCAGAUAGAAGAAUUACUGUUGUACAACUCAAGAUGGACUUCGAAAAGUCUGCCUUGGGAACAGAAACUCUAACUAUCCCAGAGUUCCGAGCUUGACAUUCAAACGAGCACGGACAGUCAUCGCGUUUCAGUCUUCUCUCUGCAUUUCUCCAGAUAUCGUUAGCAAUGGAUGCUGUUUUAAGCACAACUUGGCACAUGUGCUCACAGAGAAACUUCAGCUUCCAGGACAGAACCCUGUGCCAUGCUGACAAGACCUAACGGUUGAAAUUGUACAGUCCAUGGCUGGUUUCUGGUCACAGGGCAUUUUGGAUCACAACCCACAUAUUGGUUAAAAAAAACAAAACAAAGCUGUGUUUAAACAGUGUCCAUUGCUCUAUGACACCCUGACUGACAUUACAUUUUACUAAUAGCUUAAACUCUGUUAAUUUCUGGUCACUACUUCCAAAUUUCCCCUGCUACCUCUUGUCUCAAAUCCCCAUUAAAUCCUUUAGAUUGUAAACUGUCUAACUAAGCACUUUGUAUAAAAGAGCUUCAAUGGCUAAAUCUCAGCUUACAGGCGAGGCCUUCUUUACUUUUUGUAUUGGUCUGUGUAUAUUGUACGUUCUAACCUUAUUGUACAGCACUAUGGAAUAUGUUGGUGCUUUAUAAAUGCCAGUAACAAAUAAAUAAAUUGCUAAGUGUACCUGUAGAAAAGCAGAUUGACGUCCGAAACACAAUCCCAACUUGUGCUUAUCGGCAUGGUAAAUUGGUAAUAAUUGUAAACACACACAUGAUUUCUUCAGUUUCUUUCCCCAAGGCAGACUUUACAAAGUCCAGCUUGCGAUAUGCAGGUGAUACGAACAGUAAUUUCUAUACAUAUUGAUAAAUAGACAGGUAAUGUUUAUUGUUCUCGGUUUCUAAAAAUAAGAUAAUUAGAAUAACCAACCAAGAAUAGCAAAACCAGUAUAUGUCAUGCAUUAAAGGAACACUAUAGGGUGAUGGCAAUUAAACCUGAAUACCGAGGUUUAAGUUUAGAAAAAACAACUCAUACAGUUGUCCGAACUAAUUAACAUCUUUUGUUUUAAAAGAAGAACACAACAGAGAUUUCAGUGAUACAAAUUAUAAAUAAUGAUACAAAUAAUAGAUAAAAUUAAGCUUAUAUUUAUUAGUAUCUCUAACAAAUGCAAUACAUACAUACAGACUGUUGAAUACAGUCACAGACUUCUGAACACAUUCACACACCAACUGCUGAAUACAUACACACACCGACACAAACAUACAGACUGCUGAAUGCAUACACACAAUCCGCUAAAUACACACACACAGACUGCUGAAUACACACAAACUGCUGAAUACACACACUGCUGAAUACACAUACAGACUGUAACGGAUCACCUGGCACCCCGACUGGGUACCUCCGUUAAAGGAUGCUCCUAGUGCUUCCUGAGGACUCCAAGCACAGCAGCAGACACCACAACCACCGAACCGGAGAAGCAUAUGAAUCCUCUCAAGCAUAUGAAGGCUGUAGACAGUUGAAUAGGAACCAUACAAAUAGGUUUACUCUCCUAGCAGUCAAACUGUAACAGCAUACAAUAAAUCCUUCCCCCAAUAAUGAGACGACACUUCACUUUGAGGGUUAAAACAGGAACUGACUGUACUGGCACACCCAGCCUGGUUUUUAUUACAGUCUUUCACAUACAGGACCGCCCACAGGGAGGUAUAAAACAACCAAUCACAUAUCAGUUACAUCCCACAUAUUCCCUCCCCUUAUCCUGAGAGGAAACUCAAUUACACAUACAGUUAAAACAUACUUUCUAUCCAACUUUCAUAACUUUAAAACCAUACAUCACAUUCACAUAAAAUUACAUAUUCACAAUCAAUCCAUUCAGGGGAACAACAUAUUAAAAUGGCAUGAAUCUGACCAGGGGUUCAAAAGUUAGUAAAAGUAUCUUUUGGGCCCUGGCUGACACAUGGCUAUCUGGCUCAAACAGGUUUUACAGAGCCCUCUAUCCUGGAGACAAUGGGGGAAAGUAAUCCAAUUAUCCAGGGAUAGAGGCAGACUCCAUUGAGCACAUGGUUGCAAAAAUACAUAAAACACUUUAAAAUACAUAAAGUCACCUUUUACAUAUAACACACAGACAUUUCACAUAUCCCCAGAUAGCUGGGAUCUGAGCGCACAAAACUACCGAAUAGCGCUCAGAUCCUAUUCACACAGUUCAAUUGCCAUGGAGCCGAAGUCUUUAACUACCUGAAUGGGCUCCAUGGCAUAGCUAUCUGGGUUAACACAUUCACAUAAAGUCUGGCCCAUAGUCCAAAGGCAAGAGGCGGGCAAGCAGCCCCCUCCAAGGACACGUGGCGAGGUCGGUUUCGCCACACAGACAAACUGCUGAAUACACAGACAGACUGCUGAGGAGUACACACACAGACUGUUGAGUACACACAGGCAGACUGUUGAAUACAGACACACAAACACACACAUACUGCUGACCACACACACACACAGACUGCUGAAUACACGCAAACAGUCCACUGAAUACACACACACACAGACUGCUGAAUACAUACAGACUGCUGAAUAAACACACACAUAUUGCAUUGAGGUGUGCAGUGUAUGUGUUUGUGUGUACGAGUGCGGAGUGUGUGUGUGAGGUGUGCUGUGUGUGAGGAGUGAUGUGUGUGCAUAGGGGUCUUGUGUGUGUGGGGGGUGCUGUGUGUGUGGGGGGAGGUGUGCUGUGUGUGGGUGGGAGGGGUGCUGUAUGUAGGGGGGAAGGGUGCUGUGUGUGUGUGUGUGGGGUGGGAGGGGUGAUGUGUGUGUGGGGGGGGUGCUGCAGGUAGCAAAUGUGUGUGUGUGUGUGUGUGUGUGUUUUUGUUUUUUUUAAUAAUAAAUUAUAGAAAAAUACAUAUUAAAAUCUUUACCCCCCCUCCUUCUUACCUUUGGUGAAGGAGGGGGGGACACAGCCAGCCCUGGUGGUCCUGUGGUGGUAAGUUCUCUGUAGGUUUUUGCUGCAGGUCUCCUGUCCUCCCGCGCACGGAAUGCAGUGUGGAGUGUUGCCAUGGUAACACGUGGCAACGCUCCCCACAGACUGCUUGCGGAAGUACAGGAGAGCUGCUUCCCAGAUCCCUCCCUCUGCUUCUUGAUAUGAAAGCAUAGUAGACACCUGCCAUUUUGGGCAGGCAGGUGCCUACUCUGCAUUGCUGCCAACCGGCACCAGUGGCCCCUCUCUCCCCUGACGACCUAUGGUCACAUACCUACAGAGAGGACUCGGGGUACCACCUGUGGCAUGUGUGCCAUAGGCUCACCAUCACUGCCCUAUAGUGUUAAAACCUAGCCAUUACUGCCCUAUUUUGUUAAAACCUAGCCCCCCUUGCCUCUCUAAAUAUAGUAAAAUCUUACUUGUAUUCAAGUCUGCAGCUGCUGACUCUGCCCAUGUCUGCCUCUGAAACUGCCUGCUGUCAUCAUCAGGAGUGGUGCUCUGAACCAAUCACAAUGCUUCCCCUUAGGAUUGGCUGAGACUGUAAAGGAGGCAGAUCAGGGGCAGAGCCAGCACAAAUCAAACACAGCCCUGGCCAAUCAGCAUCUCCUCAUAGAGAUACAUUGAAUCAAUGCAUGUCUAUGAGGAAAGUUCAGUGUCUCCAUGCAGAGGGUGAAGACACUGAAUGUCAGUCACACUGUGCAGAACUGGCCCAAGAAGCACCUCUAGUAGCCAUCUGAGGAGUGGCCAGUGGAGGUAUCCCUAGGUUGUAAUGUGAACACUGCAUUUUCUCAUUAAAGACAGUGUUUACAGCAAAAAGCCUGAAGGGAAUGAUUCUACUCACAAGAACAAAUUCAAUAAGCCGUCCCUUAAAUGGCGGCUACAUCAGCAGACAUCAUAACGGCCCCAAUUUUGUAUUUUCAGAUGUCUUGAUUGUCCCAUUAUACAGUUCAACAAGUGACAAUGUGGUCUGUACCUUGUAUUAUUACAGUGUCUAUAGCUAUCCUCUGCAGCCCAGUUUAUUAGUCUACAUGGCACAAAAUAUGUAUGUGGUAAAGAAAGGCCCACUCAACCAUCAAAGAUACCAUUCUAACUAGCCACAAAAGAGCUGAAAUAAAAUAGUUAUAGUUUCAAUGUUAUCAAACAAGUAGUGGACAAACUUGGCACAGCACCAAAUCCUCUCUUGAGUCUCACAUCAAAAAGGAGAGAUAGCCAUACAUGCUCCUCCAUGGAGAUAGGGUCUGUAAAAUGAAUAGAAUUUGCAGAGCUAUAAUUUAUGUCAUAAAAUUACUUCAAAUGCAAAUGACAAACUCCUGAGUUAUUCAUGUCUUUUAGCAAAUUCCAUAAAUUGUUAUAAUUAUGUAAUACCUACAAUCUCGAGUAGAUUUUAGUCGAUUAAAUCUCCAGUAGAUUUUAGUCAACAUAACUAAAAUUAUGGGUUUAGUUAAAGCCUCUAUAAGUCUCUUUUGCCCAUUCCCCAGCACCCAUGUGUCUCUUUGUGCGCUCCCAGUCCUGCUCUGUCUCUUUUGCCCCUUCCACAGUUCCUCUGUGCAGUAUUACUUUUGGCGGAACAUUUUAAUUUAGUUUUAGUCAUAGUAUUUUGACUAACAAGCCAUUUUAGUUGUAUUUUAGUCAUCUGAAUUGUUUUAGUUUUAAGUCUCAAAAACCUUAGUCUACUAAAAUCUGACAAAUUGUUAGUCGACAAAAUUAACACUGAUAUAUACACAACAGUGGUGCACAGUGCUGUGUGUGUGUGCAUAUGUAAAAUACAGAACACCUGUGUGUUUUGUGAUUUAACAAGACCAUAAACUUUUUAAAUUCCCUAUACAAUUAUUCGUACAGAUUGCAUGUUUCAGAGUUUCUCGUGAAGCUUAUUUUAUUAAAUUGUCAUAUUGUUUUACAGAUCCAAAGGAUAAUUUUGCAUACUACUUUAUCACUCCGUGGAUUGGUAUGUAACUUGAUACAAAUUACUAUAAUGGCAUUAUUCCAGGAAAUAUUCCAGGACAUUAGCACAACAAUACACAGUUUUAAUUCUAUUCAGAAAUUAGAUAUUGAAUGGUUUCUUUGGCAAUACAAAAAAAGGGCAGGUUUAGGGCAAAACUAUUUGUUAUUUAAAAAAAAUAAUAUGGUGUGUGGGAGCCUGGAGUGUGCUUUUAUUAAUAUACACCCACCCAGUAUAACUAACUGUAACCCAACCUACACAAUGCAUCUAAUGUGUGUGGGAGCAUGGAGUGUCCCUUUAAUAAUAUAAACCCACCCAGUAUAACUAACUGUAACCCAACCUACACAGUGCAUCUAACGUGUGUGGGAGCCUGGAGUGUUCCUUUAAUAAUAUAAACCCACCCAGUAUAACUAACUGUAACCAAACCUACACAGUGUACAUAAUGUGUGGAGGAGCCUGAAGUGUCCCUUUAAUAAUAUAAACCCACCCAGUAUAACUAACUGUAACCUAACCUACACAGUGCAUCUAACAUGUGUGGGAGCCUGGAGUGUCCCUUUAAUAAUAUAAACCCACCCAGUAUAACUAACUGUAACCUAACCUACACAGUGCACCUAACGUGUGUGGGAGCCUGAAGUGUCCCUUUAAUAAUAUAAACCCACCCAGUAUAACUAACUGUAACCUAACCUACACAGUGCAUCUAACGUGUGUGGGAGCCUGGAGUGUCCCUUUAAUAAUAUAAACCCACCCAGUAUAACUAACUGUAACCUAACCUACACAGUGCAUCUAACGUGUGUGGGAGCCUGGAGUGUCCCUUUAAUAAUAUAAACUCACCCAGUGUAACUAACUGUAACCUAACCUACACAGUGCAUCUAACGUGUGUGGGAGCCUGUAGUGUCCCUUUAACAUCGUAAACCUAGCCAGUAUAACUGUAACCUAACCUACACAGUGCAUCUAACGUGUGUGGAAGCCUGGAGGGUUCCUUUAAUAAUAUAAACCCACCCUGUAUAACUGUAACCUAACCUACACAGUGCAUCUAAUGUGUGUGGGAGCCUGGAGUGUCCCUUUAAUAAUAUAAACCCACCAGGGAGCCUGAAGUGUCUUUUACAUUAAUGCCUUCCUAUUCAUCAAAGCUACUGUGAUGAGCAAAAUUCUUUCAGUUUAAAACCUAGCCCCUAUGCUGUGUUGUUAUGUUUACUGUACAUUAUAAAGUAUACAUUUUACAAAUCAGUUUUUCUGCAAAGUUACCUCAGUUUUGACAGCUUUACCUUUAAAGAAAAGUGUAUGUGGUUUCAGCAUGAAUUGGAAACUCAUCUGAUCCCAAAAGUUGUACAAACAUUGUUCUUAUAUUAAAUAGAUUGAAUCACAAACGCAUGUAUUUUAGCUGGUGUGGACAUUAAAGGCAUCAAAACAACGUUUGCUUAAUGAUGCAGAUUCAAUGUACAUAUCACGUCCCUGCAGUAUCAUCACUCAGUUCUUUGCCAUUUAGGAGUUAAAUAUUGUUUCUGUUUAUGCAACCUUAGCCCCACACUCCCUGGCUGUGACCAACACAGCCAGCAUGAUAAAAAAAAAAUGGUUUCAUUUUCAAUCAAAUGUUAACUUACUUUAGAUGUUUUUCUUGCACACAGGAUGUUUCUGCAGGGUCUAGAAGGCUAUUAAAAGAGCAGGAGAUAAGAAAUUUUAAAUUAAACAUUAUGUGCUAUAUACGGAGUUUAAACAUUAGAAAUCUCUUUACAUGAAGAUUUUAUGAAGGCUGUGCAAAUCAUAUCCAGGGAGCUCUGGCUAGGGCUGCAUAAUGAAAAUGAUUUAACUCCUAAAUGGCAGAUAACUGAGCAGUGAGACUGCAGGGCAUGAUCUGUAGACUUUUUCAUUAAGCUUAAGUUGUCUUGGUGCCUAUAAUAAUCCUUUAACUCUUAUUUUUCUUUAGGUAUUUCCAUUAUUCUGUUUGCGUUCACCAUGAAGCAUUUCUUGCUUUAACCCUUUAUGAUUUUCAUGCAUUAUUCAGGGAAGGGUCUCCUGGUUUUGUCUGGACAGAAGUGGUUCCAGCACCGUCGCCUGCUGACCCCUGGUUUUCACUAUGAUGUGCUGAAGCCGUAUGUGAAGCUAAUGGGGGACUGCACUAAAGUCAUGCUGGUAAUUCCCGCUGAUAACCCCUUCACCAAACCCCAUUUUGGACAUGUUCUUCCUUUUAUAAACUACAUAGUCUCCUUAAAAAAAAAAUGUUAGAAUUUCUUAACAUGUCUUACUCAGGGUGCCAGGAGUGUUCUUGCACCCCCUUCCUCCAUUGUAAGUAAAAAAAAAAAAAAAUGGUUUGAUUUCUUACCUGUGGUCUGCCAAACACCACUCCCUGCCUCCACUACUCACUCCGGAGAGCUGGAAGGACUUAGCUGAGGGCAAGCUGAUGAAAACAUGGAUUGGCUUGCUGCUGGUCACAUCAAGAUGUUGUUUGUUUUCUUAUCUAAUACACAUUGAUUUUAUUUCUUUACAUCUUAUUUUAGGGCAAAUGGGAGCGAUUGGUCCCUGAAAAUAAGCCAAUUGAGCUUUUUCACUUUGUCAGCCUUAUGACCCUGGACACCAUCAUGAAAUGCGCCUUCAGUUAUCAAAGCGACUGCCAGAAUAACAGGUUUGUUGACUGAAAAAUUCUGCUGUCUGCAUACCGCACAAUAUGUCAACAAUUUUAUAUUUAUAUCCUAGUAGCACAUUCACUAAACAGUGAGUGUCAAAUAAACGACAACUAAGUAAGACAAUUCAGACAAAAAAAUAAAUAUAUAUAAUGAUUUUGAAAUAGCCUCAGUUAACAGUAUUUUUUCUAACCCUUUUUGUUUACAUACAUUUCCAAUUCUUAUUAAUAAAAACUAGUUUAUUCUAAAUUGGCUCACACAGAUUAUGAUCUCUUUAAUAGGGGCUUGUUAUGAAAUUAAAUUUGCUUCUUGGUUGUCAACCAACUCUCUGUUGGAGUGGAUAAACCCCUUGUUUGCUUUUUAUUUCUGCGGUCAACCCAUUCAGUGGUCGUGGUGUCUCUGAUAAAUCUGAACAUGUUUCUGAAAUUAGAUUAAUUUGUGGUAAUUUGGGGGGGACAUUGAGAGAGAAGUAGAAAUACAAAGUGAUGUCAUGCAAUGUAUAUUAUACAGAGAGCCCACAGAUUAAAUCACACAAUCAGAAACAAGAGACAUUCGAAAGGGACAACCGGUUAUACAAUACUGCUUUUUAUGCUGGUGCUCUACAUAAAAUAAAAACAUUUACCUAAAUACUCCUUGUACAACAGAAAGGUUAACAUCGUAGUCAUUAUCCAGGAAGACUGGAAAUAAUAGGUACCAUAUCAGGACUGCCUUACUCAUUCAGGGACACUUGGGAGGUACUCCUUUAGAUCUAACUUAACUCUUGUUUAGUUAAAUGUUAGUUAUUGCACUCUAUGCCUCAUUAAUUUAUGAUGUUCCCUAUUUAUGACUUUUACCUAUCUUAUCUCCGCCAUCCCCUCAUGUCCUUUUAAAUUCCCUUUCAUCUGCUUUUUCCUUGAUUUUGUUUUUAACACCUCAAUGAUUCUCCACCCACAAUCUGAUUUAUCUAACCCCAGAUUCUCUCCUUUUAGCCUGGGCCCCUUACAAUAUUGAAUCAGCUACACCCAGGACUCACAGCACACAUCCCUGCAGGACUUGCCAUAAGCAGAGCCUGGGCCCCUUACAAUACUGAAACAGCUACACCCAGGACUCACAGCACACAUCCCUGCAGGACUUGCCAUAAGCAGAGCCUGGGCCCCUUACAAUACUGAAACAGCUACACCCAGGACUCACAGCACACAUCCCUGCAGGACUUGCCAUAAGCAGAGCCUGGGCCCCUUACAAUACUGAAACAGCUACACCCAGGACUCACAGCACACAUCCCUGCAGGACUUGCCAUAAGCAGAGCCUGGGCCCCUUACAAUACUGAAACAGCUACACCCAGGACUCACAGCACACAUCCCUGCAGGACUUGCCAUAAGCAGAGCCUGGGCCCCUUACAAUACUGAAACAGCUACACCCAGGACUCACAGCACACAUCCCUGCAGGACUUGCCAUAAGCAGAGCCUGGGCCCCUUACAAUACUGAAACAGCUACACCCAGGACUCACAGCACACAUCCCUGCAGGACCUGCCAUAAGCAGAGGUAGCAUUUCUGAAUGAUCAUCACAACUUUUAUAGCUCAAAUUACCUAGCUUUCCUGUUAAACCAAUUAUGUCCACCAAACCCUCCACACCUAAAAUAGCUAAACUCACACAAUACCUCUUUAACCCUUUACCCCCCUAACCACAGCUCUUAAAAACACAGCACCUAUUCUCCUAAUAAUGUUCUCACUUCUAUUUUUCACUUUCUCUCUCACUUCCUUCACUAUCAAUAUCUCUCUAUCAUUUCACUUACCUGUUCCUGCUGACACCAUCUUCAUUGCUCCCUCUCUGCUCCCCUCAUCUCUGUGUUCAUCACACACACUUUACUCAUAUUUAUCCAGCCUUUCUCCACACACCCCUCCUAAAUCCCCUAAAUACAAGCUCUCAUCCCCAACAUUGCCGUAAUCUAUCGUCCCCCUGGUUCCCCUCUUCUCCUCCUUGACCACUUUGCUGCCUGGCUACCCUACUUCCUCUCUUCUAACAUCCCAUCCCUAAUUCUUGGAGACUUCAAUAUUCCCAUUAACCCACCUUUGACCCCAGCAGCCUCUAAACUACUUUCAAUUACUUCCUCCCUUGGACUAUUGCAGUGGGCUAAUUCUCCCACUCAUGUAGCUGGCAAUACCCUCGACCUUAUUUUCUUUUAUUCAUGUACAAUAUCUAAUAUCCGAAACACUCCCCUCUCUCUGAUCACCACCUCUUAUCAUUUGCUCUCAAUUACCCCCUCACCCAACAACCUCAGCCUAACCCUCUCAACUCAGGAGGAACCUUAACUCUAUUGACCUCCAGCAGCUGUCAGCAGACAUUGAUUCACAACUGCUAUCCAUCCCUUCCCUCUCCUGUCCCUCACUGGCCAUCUCCACAUAUAACACUACCCUCACAUCUGCCUUGAACACUGCAGCUCCGCUCCAAACAUACACCUCGAGGAGGACACAACCACAACCUUGGCAUAAUAAAUCAACACGCUAUCUGCAGAGUUGCUCCCGUUGUGCUGAACGCUCCUGGAGGAAGUCCCGCACCCAGGCAGACUUUCUCCAUUAUAGAUUAAUGUUGCAUUCAUACAGCGCAGCCCUCGCCCUCGCCAAACAGUCAUACUUUUCCUCUCUCAUUAGUUCAUGCUCCCGCAGACGUCUCUUUGACACCUUUAACUCACUUCUGCGCCCUGCUGCAGCCACCCCUCAAACUGACCUUACAGCUAAUAGCUUUGCAUGUUACUUUACCGACAAGAUUGAACAGCUAAGGAAACAAUUCUCCCCUCCUUGCCGUUCUCUUUCUCAACCACACAUAAAUCAUGCCUUCCCUACCCUUCAGAUUUUCUCCCAGGCUACUGAACAAGAGGUGGCUGCGCUUCUCCAUUCCUCUCGCCCCACCACUUCCCCGUUUGAUCCUGUCCCAUCCCACCUCAUCAAAUCUCUCUCCCCUUGUCUUGUGCCUACCCUAACACACAUCUUUAACUGCUCUCUCUCUUCUGGCACUGUUCCUGCUGACCUUAAACAUGCCACUGUAGUACCUAUCCUGAAAAAAACAUCUCUUGACCCAUCCUUCCCCUCUAACUAUCGUCCAAUAUCCCUGCUCCCUUUCUCAUCAAAGCUUUUGGAAAGACUUGUCUUUACCCGUGUGUCUUGCUUCCUCAAUUCCAACUCUCUCCUUGACCCUCUUCAGUCUGGCUUCCACCCUCUCCACUCUACUGAGACUGCUCUCAUCAAAGUCACUAAUGACCUAAUCGCAGCUAAAUCCAAAGGUCACUACUCCAUAUUAAUUCUCCUUGACCUCUUUGACACCAUUGAUCAUGCUCUCCUCCCUCAAACUCUUCAAUCGCUCGGUCUCUGUGACUCUGUUUUCCUCCUAUCUCUCCCAACGCUCAUUCAGUGUCUCCUUUUCCAAGCAUACCUCCUCCCCUCAUCCUGUCUCGGUUGGAGUUCCCCAAGGCUCUGUCCUUGGUCCCCUUCUAUUUUCUCUUUAUACUGCCUCUCUUGGCAAGCUUAUUGCCUCUUUUGGAUUCAACUACCACCUGUACGCUGAUGACACUCAGAUAUACCUCUCCUCCCCGGACCUCUCCCCUGCCAUCCUGCAACAUGUCACUGCUUGCCUUUCUUCCGUCUCUGACUGGAUGUCCUCAUGCUUUCUGAAACUCAGUCUCUCUAAAACUGAGCUCCUUGUCUUUCCUCCUCCUUAUACUGAUCCUCCUCUCUAUCUCUCCCUUCAAAUCAGUGAUAUCUACAUAAGUCCAUCCUUGCAAGCACGCUGUCUUAGCGUCAUAGUUGACUCUGGCCUCACCUUUGAACCUCACAUCCAGUUUGUUGCCAAAUCCUGUAGGUUCCAACUCAAAAACAUAGCCCGCAUCCGCCCCUUUCUUACGCAUGAUGCGACCAAGGAGCUUGUCCAUGCUCUAGUAAUUUCCCGCAUGGAUUACUGUAACCCUCUCCUGAUUGGUCUCCCCAAAAGCCGUAUUGCCCCGAUACAGUCUGUAAUGAAUGCUGCAGCUAGACUGAUUUUCUUCUCUAGUCGGUCCUCUCACACAUCGACCCUGUGCCAGUCCUUACAUUGGCUCCCUGUAUCCUAUAGGAGCCAAUUCAAAGUGCUAACCCAUACAUUUAAAGCACUGAACAAUUCUAGCCCCUCUUAUAUCUCCUCAAUGAUCCAUAGGUAUGCCCCUUCUCGUUCCCUCUGCUCUGCCCGUGACCACCUCCUGACCGCUGCUCGCACCCGUACAGCCAACUCGCGCUUGCAGAACCUCUCGCGGGUGGCUCCUUUCCUAUGGAAUAUCCUGCCUACCGCCAUCAGACUCUCCCCUAGUAUUCAAUCAUUUAAGAAGAGCCUUAAAACCCAUCUCUUCAGAAAACCUUAUGGCCUCCCAGAGUAACCUCUACCUCACAUAUCUAUCUCUUGCUCUCUCUACCCUCUCCUCCAGCUCUGCUUCACUCCCACCCUAUUUGAUUGAUAUUUCCUGUCCUAAUGUGUCUUAUACCCCACCUCCUAUAGACUGUAAGCUCAUUUGAGCAGGGUCCUUUUCAACAUAUCGUUCCUGUAAGUUUUCUUGUAAUUGUCCUAUUUAUAGUUAAAUCCCCCCUCUCAUAAUAUUGUAAAGCGCUAAGGAAUCUGUUGGCGCUAUAUAAAUGGCAAUAAUAAUAAUAAUAAUUACAAAUACACAUUUUUACACUGGACAAGACAAUUAAUUGAAAAAAACUGUAUAUUUGCACUAAAUAACUAUGGCUGACACUGCUUUGUAAAGUAGCAGCUAUUAAUAGAAGUUACGACAUGUCAAAAAUAAUUUAUAUGGUAGCUUGCCUUUAUACCAAGCUUUAGCAUUUUAGUGUUGUCGGUUUGAAUAUCUACUAUAUCAACCUCUUUUCCACAGUGAAAACGCGUACAUCAAAGCAGUUUACGAGCUGUCAUACUUGGUUGAUCACAGAUUCCGCUGCUUCCCGUAUCAUAAUGACCUUAUAUACUAUCUGAGUCCCCACGGAUUACGCUUUCGAAGAGCACUAAAAGUAGCGCAUCAACACACUGGUAAUUGGAUUGUUUUGUUUUUUACACUUUUUAUUGGGUUUGACAAAUGAUACAAAUACUACGUUACAGGAUGAAGUAAACUGCUGUAUUCACAGCUUUCAGACCAAAGUCCAGGUUUGGAUCUACUCAAACCAAGGAGAGUCAACACUAACGAGACCCAAAGUGUAUCUGUGAAUAGACCCCUUCACUGACAUAGAUCUCACAAAACUGGUUUAAUUUAUAAUAUGCCACAAGUGUGGUUCUAUAGGUCAGUGUCUAUUUUAUUAAAUACGAUGUAUCUGGACAUCUUUGGUUGGUACAUUCUUACCCAACUUAGUAAGUUAACAAUUUGCCAUUUAAAUCAUUAAAAACCCACUUCUUCAUAAAAGCGUAUAAAUUAAACUGUUAAUAGCUCCCGACUGAUUCCUCUCUUGCAACUGUCAUUAGUCUAAUACUAUCCUUACCUUUUGUGUCACUUUACCCCACACCCUCUAGCAUGUAAGCUCAUUGAGCAGGUCCCUCAACCCCUCUGUUCCUGUGUGUCCAACUUGUCUGGUUACAACUACAUGUUUGUUCGUCCACCCACUGUAAAGUGCUGCUGAAUUUGUUGGCGCUAUAUAAAUAAUAACAUAAUAAUAAUAAUUAAAACUAAAACUGCUCAUUUUUCACAGAUGCUACAUCUGCUUACAUAUUUUGACACUUGACUGAUCAUUGCUGUUUUUAUUAGAUUCCAAAUAUGGGUCUGUUUGCUCUCACACUGGAAAUAUAGUAUAUAGGUUGCAUUAGAAUCACAAUUCUGUUCUUGAAAUUUCUUCUUUUUUUUUUUUAAAUAACUACAUUCGAUUUCUCGUCAACCAGAGAAAGUAAUAAAGCAGAGAAAGGAGUCACUGAAAUAUGAAAAAGAGUUGGAGAAGAUUCAACAAAAGAGACAUUUGGAUUUUCUUGAUAUCCUUCUGUGCGCAAAGGUAAUAUCUUUCACCUGAUAAUCCCCAUAUCAGUUCCUAAAGUAAAAACUCAUAAAAUAUAAUCUCACAUGAAUCCUGCUCUGAUUCAACACCCUUACUAAAGAUCCAGAACCGGUACAGGUACAGGGACAGAAAGCUGUGAUUGAUCUAAUUUAAAGUAGGUGGACACUGUAUAGUGAAUACUGAAUAAGCUCUCAAUGAGUACUUGGAAAUCAAGUGGAAGAAUGAUGUUAUUACGUUAUUACAGUAAGCGUGGGACAUAUUUAGACACUGCAGACAGGGUUGGAUUUACCCUCUCUACUGUCUCAAUGCCUGUUUCCUCUAUGCGCCCGAGCUAGAGGGAGAGGGUAUGACUGGGAGGUAGGAUGGGACGAUCUAACUGGAUGGAUAGGGAAUGUGAUCAGUUUAGAAUAUGUGGCUGGUUGGGUGGCUGAGUGGCAAUGUGUAUGUAAGAGCAUGUUUGUGUGCAGUGCUAAUGGGUGCAUGUGAAUGACAGGUGUAUUUGUGUAGAGUGCUAGUGUGUGAAUAUAGUGGUGUGUUUUUAUAGAGUGACAGUAGGUGCAUGCAGGAACACAUAUGUGUGAUGUUUUAGUGUGCAUGCAUGGGUAUUUAGUGUCAAUGUGUGGGUUUGUUUGUGCAUUGUUUCUGCCCCUCUUUAUGUCCCUCUAUUCAUUUAUCUCUACCUCAUGUGUAUUCCUCUCCCCCUUUCCCAAAUUAUGCCAUUCUCCCAAUAAGCCUCCCUUCCUCCAAUUAUUCCCACUCCAAGUUCCCACUCCCUUUACUUGUUCACCUCUUCUUUCCCCGAACCUUUACUUGAUCUUCAUCUUCUUUCCUCCAUUUCUCGCUUGUUCAGAUUGUUGCUCUUCCUUAAAUCACCUGCUCCACUCUUCCACCCUGCUUUACACAAUUGCUCUCCUCUUGUCUUCUCCAUCCAUCCAUCACCUCUAACCCUCUACUCUACCCUUUCAAUCACUUGUUCUCCUGUUAUUUCCCAUCUUCCCCAGUUAUUCACUUCUAGUCUUCCGUCCUUUCCAUUUGUCCCUCUUCUAAUCCCCCCAUUGCCCAGCGGUGUAAGAGCUUCAGCAGUAACUGCAAACAGCAAUGUCGUACGGGUUUCUGACGUUGACUUUAUCUCUGCUCGCUCUCCUGCAGUUCCUUUGGCUGACUGCGGGGAGAGAGGAUCUGUUGCUACGGGUUCCAGAUGAGAAGGGGCAUGCGGUAUUCCCCUUUGUAUUUGAGCACUCCUGCUGUACCACCAAUGAUACAGGGUUUCAGCAGGGCCGCCCUACUCUCGUGUGCCGCACUGAGACCUUAUGGGAAAUCUGGCCCUGACAGCAGAUCUAAGUUACUAUGUGCAGGGGACAAAGAGUACCAUUCCUCCAGAACUACUACGGGGACACUAGAUGCUAUGGUGCAUGAAAUGUUCCUCUAAAAGUAAAUACAGCCUACUUCAGGGUAAAUUAUAGCAUUUAUCCCCUGCAUCUUUUUAUCCUAAUAAAUUCAGUCCUAAAUACGACAUAUGUCAUUGUUAAUAAAUAUUUUACCGUAAAUGAGCUGUGAAGUCUCUGGGAAAAUCACUUAAAAUCUAUCAAAUCAGAUAAAACGAUUUCAACUACUCUAAAUCUGACUUGGAGCCUUCACAAAACGUGUUUUAUAUUUUUAAGACCGUUAAAUUAUUUAUUUAUUUCUUUCACCAGGAUGAGAAUGGCCAGGGUCUAUCUGACGAAGACCUGCGAGCAGAGGUGGACACCUUCAUGUUUGAAGGACACGAUACAACAGCCAGUGGGAUCUCCUGGAUCUUGUACUGUAUGGCCAAGUACCCAGAGCACCAGCAGAAAUGUCGAGAGGAGAUCAGAGAGGUCCUGGGUGACCGAGAUACAGUGGAAUGGUGAGAGUCUUCUGGUAUAUUUUUUUAGACAUUUGGACCUACAUUAUUUCAGUCAUAUUACCAGUUUUUUGACAGUCUGUUUCAAGCAGUUACCUCUUAAGAAGUGCCAUUGUCUAUGUAACAAUAUAAUAUUUCUGGUGGACCUAUUCCCAUUUAAUACUGAUGGACAGUGUGUCAAUUUAGAAUCAUUGCUUUUUUUACCUCAGCCUCACUUACUCUGCAUUCACACAAUGAUCAAAGUCAAGAGCAUAUAUUCAAUCUGUUUAAAUUUUAUGGAAAUCCUUAAUGUCUGUCAUUUACACUGCCUAAUCCCAAAUUUCACAAUUCUACAUGCAGAAAGACAAUGGCAGAAAUUUAGAAAAUCAUUAUAAAGCAAAAAUAAGUAAUUUUUGUUUUACACGUAAAAUAUCACAAUUAAGAUAACGUGCAAAACAGCAUUACUCUGAGUUUAGCAGGUGUGUUAUUAAUUAGGGAACAGAGAGAAUAUUCACAAUUAUUAGCACAAUAAUGAGUAACCCAACAGCAUUGGGGUUCAGCAGUCUACACCAUGUUGAACCCUUUAUCCUUAUGACAUCAGUAUACCCCUAGAGAUUGUCCUCUGGCUUAAAAAUGGACAAAGGAAAUGUGACUGUGACUCCCAUCACUCGCAGCCAUGUAAAGGAAGUUACAAUAUUAAUUGUACUGUACUCCCUCUUCAACUUGGUAACUCCUUUAAUCUAUGAUGUGGGUCUUUAUCUCUAAUCAUUUGCAACCCUGUACCAUUAAAACCCUGCCCUUAACUAGCCAUUAAAAACUAAACUCUAGUGAACUCCAUUAGAAACUCUCUGUUCUGACGUCACCAUUUACAUCACAUACUCAGUUUAAUUCUUUUGCUUCCGGAGGUGUAACUCCACAUUUGAGAGCGUCGUUAUUGGGGCAUAAAUUAUGCACUUUUAGUAAUUGACUUGAGAAUUAAAAAUUGAAACCAAAAAUAAAACCUUUGGAACAAUUCUCCAAAUCAUCUGGUUUCUAGCUCUCUCUUGACAUAAAUUGGAAAAUUCCCCUAGCAAUUCGUCACAUCACAUGUAAUAAUAUAAUACCAUGUAUCUAGAAAGGCUAUUUACUAAAGUGGGAAUAGACCAGAAGAUUACCUAUUUAAAAACAAAAUAGCCAUGUUAAAAACGUUUGGCGAUGGAGAAUAUAGCUAAUUCAGCCGUUUUGACUUGAAUUUUGUAAUGAAGAAUUUGACAUAGGUAUAUAGAUUUGAUUUUAAAGAUUCUCUGUUUUGUGUGUGACAGGGAAGAUUUGGGGAAGCUGACUUAUACAAACCUAUGCAUUAAAGAAAGCCUUCGACUCUAUCCCCCAGUACCAGGGGUAGCACGACAGCUGGCUCAACCAAUCACAUUCCAUGAUGGACGUAGCUUACCAAAAGGUCAGUUGUCAAUUACCUUAAAAUAAAAUAAUACUAUUAUUUGGCGCAGCCUUUUCUCUGUUUUUGUGUAUACUCUUAUUGUAGAGGGUUAGAGGGUGACCCCCUAUCAGGUUGCUGCCUUUUAUUUCAUUUUAUCUAUUUCUAUUAUUAGCGCUAACCGUUUUAACUUUCUUCGUGUAUUUUAUAUGAUUAUUUCAUUUUUUGUAUCCUAUUGUUGUUAUUAUCUCACGUCAACACUAUGUAGGAACACAGUGGUUUUGUUACAAUAAUCACUGAUAUAUCAUCACCUUCUUCUGCAAAUUAUGAUAAACAGCUGCGGUUGGUGCCCUUGAUACUUCUUUAACUAAUGCAAAUUGUGUCACCCCCCCACACCCGUACAGGAGCCUGCACGUAACAAUGUGUACAGGGCUCCUGAACAUCGUCCAAGGUCUUUGCAUACGUUGCAGCAUUUUGAUAGGUUGUUGCAGCAGUCUGCAAUGUUUUUUUCAAACACAGAUGCCUGAUUGAGUUAAAGUGACUAUCGCCUUAAACUUACCGUUCUCGUAUUGUUUCCUUUUGACUUUAUCUUUAAGAAUCUGUUCUUCUUUUCUUCAUAUCUGAUCUAUUUCUCUUUAAAACUUAAGGCAAAUUAGGGACUUCUUUAUCUUCUGUAUAUUUACUACACUGGGCAAUCUUGACAAAGGGUGGAGCCCAAAGCAAGCUUCACCCUUUGUUAGUGGAAAAAGGAAGUGGAGCUUGCCUUAAGCCUGAGCUUAAGUAAAGGAAAAAUGCAUACAGCAAAGGAGUCCCUACUCUGUCUUAUGUUUUAAAGAUAAAUAGAAGAAAUUAAAGAAAAACAUUAGAAGAAAGUUAGGUUUGAGGUGACAGUCACUUAGGCAACAGUAUUUACUGCAUGUAGACAGCCCUGACACUACCACUAGGCAAACAACGCAGCAACCUGGAGUACACAGCCACCUAUGGCGCAGCCAGUGGCAAAACUACAGGGUUUGCUAAGAUCGCGAGUCAGACCAGGCCUCCCUAUGUUCCCCUUGUCAAGGAGGCAGACAACUGCUCACUUACUAUUGCUUACCUGAAUGUCAGAUGCCUUCUCUGCCAAAACAAGGUGUCCAGGGAGGGCUGAGCAUGAAUAGUGAGCUAUUCCUCACUGCUCCCUCGUGCGUCCUCUGUGGCGAUGCUAGGAGUUGGAAUAUGAUGUCGCUCAGGCCCCGGCAUCACUAAAUGGUGCAUGAGGGAGCAGUGAGGAAGAACAAGAAGAUUCAUGCAGCCCCAGGGAGAUGACGCACCCCAGCACUCCCAAAGGUAGGUAGGCUGGGUGGGUCUCAAAUUUAUUUUCAAAAAAUCCUAUAAAUUAAAUUAAUUUGUAAGUGUGUUUGAGAGAAUGUGUAUGUGUGAGUGUGUCAAACUAGUGAGUGUGUCUGUGAGUUGGUGUCAGUGCAUGUGUGUGUCUGUCAGUGCAUGUGUGUGUCUGUCAGUGCAUGUGUGUGUCUGUCAGUGAGUGUGGCUGUCAGUGUGUGUCAAAUGAGUGAGUGUAUCGAACAUCUUGUGUGUUCAGUCAUUAUCUACCUCAUUCAGCAUAUGUUACAAUGCAUCACUAUGUGACGUUUCAUUUCUGUUUUUUAGUUACCAAGCUGUAUCCCAUGCAUGGGUAUAUAAAAAUGAAUGUAUCUGUCUGUGAGUGUGUCUGUCAGUAAGUGUCAAAUCAUUAAGAUUGUAUGUAUGUCAUUGUGUCUGUCAGUGACUAUGUGUGCCUGUCAGUGUACGUGUAUCUGACUGUGUGUCUGUUAGUGAAAGUGUGUUGGUUAAACAGUGUGUGCACCAAUGACUUUGUGUCUGACAUACUGUUACUGACAACUUGUAUUUGUGUCUGUGUAUCCCAAAACGUAUGGAUGUUAUAGAAAUCUUUUUUUAAUUUUUAUUUUUUUUUAUAAUGUCAUACAUAUUUUUUUUUACAUAAUGGAUUUUUAAUUUAAAAAGUACUAUUAAAUAAAAAAAUUUAAAAAAGCACUGUAACAAGUACACACACAUUUUUCCUGUGCUCCCGCUUUUUUCCUCUGUGGUAGCGCUGGGAGGAAAUGAUGUUUAUUUCAUGAAAUUUAGUAGUUUUAAGUUGUAUGCUCUUCAUUUUUUCUUCAAAUCUGUUUUUAAAAAUCAAAGUUGGCAACUUUUGCUUUUUUUCAUACUUUAAAAUAGUCUAGCACCGGACCUGUAUUAUGUAGGUGUUAUUUUCACCUACAGUCACAAUGCUUGCAUCCUACUGACACUUUGGAAAUCUACAUUUCCAAAACCGCCAGUAGAUUAAUUAGAAAUAUGACCAUAAUCAGGGUAUUUGAGCGUUUUCCAAAUUAAUAUGAAACAUUCCUUUAUACUCAAAAGUGAAAGUGUUAAAUGCAGAAAGAUGUUCGGUAGACAGGAUUUUACAGGAAGAUCAGUCUGGAUCAGGAUCUUAAUUUGUCAGAUAUUCAAUAUAAAAACCUACAUAAUAACACUAUAAUAUUUGUAUUACUGGAAUUUUAUCAGGACUUUACAUCCCUCUGAUUCCCUCUACCAACUGACAGGUGCGGUUGUACUUCUGAGUUUUUAUGCCAUGAACAGAUCAUCCAGACUUUGGAGAGACCCGGAGGUAAUUUUGAGAUAGAGGGACUACAUUUGUGCUUUUUUUCUCUCUUCUAUGAAAAUAAUCCUGUUUGUGCUUACUAUUUUAUUAUUAUAGUGUCCUGGUUCAAAAAGUCAUGUAACGGGGGAUGGAGGAAUUGAAAGGGAAUUGUUUACGGGGUUCAUGGGGCACUUGUGGUAAAAAAAGAUACCAUGAGGGGGUUUGGUUGUUGCAGGGCCGCCACCAGAAAUUUUGGGGCCCCUAACUGAGCUCAGGGUCUGGGCCCCUGGGGGCCCGCCUCCAAAACCGCCCACAGAGUCCACCUCCAAAUCCCGCCCACAGGAAUACAUACACAGACACAAACACAUUCACUGAUACAAAAGGACACAGAUACACACACACACACACACUGAUACAUUCUAACAGACACACAUACUGAUACGCAUAUAGGCAUACAUACUGACACACAUACUGAGACAUACACACAUAUACAGACACACAGGCGUACAUAGCGACAGACACAUACUAACAUACAUACAGACACACAUGCAUCAGGACAUGCAGACAUACACUGACAUUCAUACAAACAUAAUGAUUUGCAUACAGGCAAACAGACAUGUAUACAGACAUACAGACAUGCAUACAGACAUACAUACAUACAGACAUACAUACAAACAUACAUUCAUACUGGCAUACAUACAUUCAUACAGACACUGACACCAUACAUACACACAUUCAUAAUGACAUGCAGACAUACAUACACUGACAUUCAUACACACAUAAUGACAUGCAUACAGACAUACAGACAUGCAUACAGACAGACAUACAUUCACAUACACACACAGCUCAUUUUCCAGCCACCCUCUUGUCUCUUACCUUGUCUUUGCAGGAGGGUGGCUGGGACUGAUGGGAUUGGGAGUCGGCUGGCUCUUCCUCUUCAUUGCCGGGCGCGCGCUCCUCCCGUUGGAGUGAGCUGGGAGGAAGUGACCCCUUCCUCCCAGCAGCACGUGCACUGUGGCGGCAUUUUUUUUUUUUUAAAGGGGCCCGGUCGUGCUAUACCACGGCCACAGCGCUGACCAGGCCCCUGAAGAUAUGGGUCCCAUCGAGAGGCUCUAAGUGCGUGGGCCACCCGAUGGGCCCCAUCAGCGUGCAGGCCCCGGUGGAACUGCACCGGUGGCAGUUCCGCCGCUAAACAUGGGGCCUGGGCAGCUGGGCCCUCCAGGGCCGCCGGGCCCGUGACCCCCUGAUGGCGGCCCUGGUUGUUGGUAGGAUUAGUGAACAGGAUGAGGGAUUACAGAGUGGUAGGUCAUAGAUAACAGGUAAUAGAGUGACUGACAGCUAUAGAAUGUAGCCAAAAGAGGCUCGGGUACACCAAGGCUCAAUUUCAGGUAGCCUUAUUGGAACAUAUUGAAACUAGCAACGUUUCCACCUCUCAAGCAGGCCUUAGCCAAAGAGACAAGGAGAGGUUGAAAUAUGUUCCCGUAAGGCUGUCUGAAAUUAAGCCUUGGUGUGCCCGAACCUUUUUUGGAUUUUCUGCUGUUAAUUUGGGUAGUACUGCCCAGAUUGCUUGACACCCUUUUUGGCUCUCCUGAAGGAGUGCAGAUCCAGUUUUUUUGUGAAAAACUAUAGACUUUAUGCCAUGGGUUUAUAUAUAUAUAUAACACAUUAUCUAAAAUGCUCAUUUUUCAGGUUUUUGAUCCCUUGCGAUUUUCCUCUGAAAAUACAACUGAUAGACACUCAUAUGCUUUCUUGCCCUUCUCAGCUGGACCAAGGUAAGUGUCAUCAAAGUUCAAUGCUCAUAUAUUCUGUUUUCUGUGUACUAUAAACUCAUUCGGAAUAGAAACCUGUAUAUAUAACACUAUGGGGUCUAGUCUAUAGUUAGUUUAGUGGGCCCACCCAUUUAAAAUUAAAAUGUAUAAAAAAAUUAAUUUUACUCAUGUUUUUCCAGUGCUGAAAGUCCCUCCACCUAUCAUUACGUCAUCGAGGAGAAGAAGUUUCCUCAUCGCUGGUCCAAUCCAAUACUCCUUAUUAAAGAGCAUUGGGGACUGUCGCAAACUCAUCCAAUGCUUCUCAUAGUAAAGCAUUAGACACAGCACUAUGAUAUGCAACAUGGUGUGACCAAGUUUUAAUCAGUCAUAGCACCUCUGGUGGCUAUCUGCAAAAUAGCAUUGAGAUGAAGUGGUCUAGCUGACUUUAGUAGUCUUUUUUUAAGCCAGCAUCCUACAAAACAUGGUUAGCUUUUAUACCUACACUAAAUGGCUUCCACUCAUUAUCAAAAUAUUAUCAGUAUAGUAACAUAAAUCCCUAUUGAAAUUGUAUUUUAAUGGUAAAACAUGCUGGCUUAUGAAAGUCUGUACUAGAUGUUGUGCUCGUGUAUGUGUGACUUCAAAUGCCAUGAAAUACACCAGGCGGUCAGAACUCGUUCUCAGCCCCACCCAUUUACGUACCUUAAAAUGGAGUACUACAAAACAUCUUGAAUGAGUCAGAGGUGAUCUUUUUAUCUAAAUGUUUUGCUAGUGGUUUUUCUAAUACAAUGUAUAUAUAAAAUGUUACUGUGUGCCUGAAAGUAAUCUUGUAAUCCACUUGUCAUAAAUCAUGUUGUCCCUUUAAUUAUUUUCGAAUGAAUGCCAUAAUGAACUUGUACAUCUAUUGUGUUUCCAGGAACUGCAUCGGACAAAACUUCGCAAUGAACGAGAUGAAAGUGGCUGUAGCUCUGACUUUACAGAGAUUUGAUCUGACGUCCGACCCUCAACACGAGCCACUAAAAGUUCCACAGUUGGUCCUACGUUCCAUCAAUGGAGUUCACAUCAACUUGAAGAAGAUAUAA